Argiope bruennichi is the source of this 675-nucleotide messenger RNA. RefSeq lists its product as uncharacterized. The coding region runs from base 1 to 675 and encodes 224 amino acids. NCBI's taxonomy places the organism in Eukaryota, Metazoa, Arthropoda, Arachnida, Araneae, Araneidae. The transcript has a single exon. The record is from RefSeq and is a predicted model, not a curated record.
AUGGAAGAGAAUUCUGCCGUGAAGAUGCCUCCAUUUAAUUUUGGAGACCCUCAACUUUGGUUUAUAAUGGCAGAGGCAACAUUUCAGCUUGCAGUUCCGAAACCGAUAACUGCCAGUGCAACUAAGUACAACUAUUGUGUAGCUAACCUUUCUCCUGAAGCAGCAGCUAUAGUUCGCGAUGUCAUAACUUGUCCUGACAAAGACGAUCCUUACAAGCAAUUGAAAGAGGAACUUAUAAAAAGAUGCGGUGAAUCGAAAUCUCAAGAAAUUAGAUGUCUUCUUGCUGGCGAACAGUUAGGUGACCGAAAGCCGACUGAUUUACUACGAGUAAUGCAAAGGCGUGCCAAAAAUCAUCAAAUUUCGGAUACUCUUCUUCUGGAGUUAUUUUCACAACUGCCCAAAACCGUCCAGUCCAUACUUCUAGCAAUUAGUCCUCUAAAUGCCACUAAAGCUGCGGAAAUUGCGGAUAGAAUCAUGGAAGUUACGCCACCCGAGGCAAGCAACAUUUCAAACUCUAAUUCCUGUGCAAAUGUAAAUAAUACCUCUCAGUCAGAACUUUUUGAAGAAAUUAAAGCACUUCGCGAAGAAUUUGCUUCUUUGCGCCGAUCAAGAAGUGCCAGUCGCAGACCGAGAAAUAAUUCUCGUAAACGAACUGACUUUCGCGAUAGAAAAUGA